ACUUCUGCAGCAAAAAAGAAACAGACGAUGCGUUUCCAACUUGUUGUUGUGACAAUAGUAACAGUUGUAGCAGGAAUACACGGGAGGUACACGCCCAGGAGAGGAUACAGUACCCAAAUCAAUUGGAAAAAUUUCUUUUGUUCAACAUGGUUUCACUGGCCCUGGUUGAAAGAUGCAAACCUGGUGUCGUAUUCAACGGAAAGGGUUUCACAAACACAGUCACUGGUAAAUGACUGCAAAGUUGAUGUUGGCACUUGCCCAGUCGGUUCCUGCUUCAAGUGCCCUGAUUCCGGAUACAUUUGUUCGCAGACUGAGACUCGAACCCAUGAAUGUGCGGAAUUUGGCACGUGGGAGUAUCAGUAUGUAACACAAUGCGUGUGCUGUACGGAUCAUGGUAUCACCGUCAAUGUCAAGGUCGUUGAUUCCGAAACAAAGUCCGGCAUUGAUGGAAUAAGUAUCACAUUUGGGAGGAGUCACGUGGGAGAUACAGACGCCGACGGUAGUCUCACAACUGUCAUAUCCUCCGAUACAAGAAAAUUAGUGAUAAGUGCAAUCGAUUCAAAGAAUGGUGAUUACAUAGCGAAUGUUAAACAUUAUGACUUAGCAGAAGGGUUUCAUGCUCCAGUCGAAGCUGAACUUAUGAUGGUCAAGAAGGCUUUACCAUUCGAGAUCCACUCCACUAAAACAUCCCGGAUAUAUCUGUCAGAAAAUCCACAAGAUCUUUCAGGAUCAAAUGAGGGGAAACCUUUCAUAGAAGUCAGUCCAAAAUCAUUUACAAAAGCUAGGAGGCAGGUGUAUACUGGGUCGGUAAAGGUCAGCGUCAAUAUCAUUGAAACAAACAGCGAAGAUUCUGAGCCUGUUAUACCGGGUCGGUACCAAACCUUCAUCGGAAAUGACGCAAAGACAUUGAUUCCGCAGCUGACAUUUGCCAUUGACUUUAGGGAUAGCAACAAUGAAAAAAUCCGAUUAACAAAAAAUUUAAAGUUUUCUGUUAAUAAUGAUAUGACAAUUUGGAACAUAGACUUCCCGUCGGGUUAUUGGAAAGCGUCUCGCACUGUAUCCAUUACAGGAAGACGAAAACGUCAGACAGACGAACAAACACAAUUCUUGGCAACAAUAGUAAAUGGGCAAUGGACGACAGUCGGCCAAGUGUCAAACCUACCAAACUGUUACAUUAAAACAAGGGUUUUUGAUGAAUCAAGUAGUACAGAAAUUAGUAGUACUUCUACGGCAAUUUUCCAACCAGAAAUUGUUGCUACAAACAGUAAUAAUCAGAAGAUUAGGUUUUACACCGGGUCAACUAAUUCACCCGGGAAUACAUGCUUCCAAGUUGGCUGUCCAACAGACUUCCCACUGUCGGGAACUAUACAACUCAAGGUCACGGAAGCUGUCAGCGGUUCCAGUACUUCUUUUGUUACAUAUCUGACACCAAAGUUAAAAGAAGAUUACGAUGUGUCCCUAUAUGCAAAACUUGACUCUGUUACGUAUGACUUAAUCACUCUUUCACAACAGCCAGGGGCAUAUGCUAAAUUCAUUUCCGAUCCCAUCGGACCAUUUUACGAAGACAUCAGCACAUGUGAAGCUUCAUCUGUAGGACAGCCAUCGUUCCAUUUCAUAAAAUCAGAUCUACCGACGUCGAGCGUAUCGUCAACGACUAGCGCUAGGCUAUGUACAGCUCGAGUUCGUUUCGAUGAUGGUGACAAUCAGAUAUUUUACAGAUAUUUGUCUGGUUUGACGACAUUACCGACUGUAAAGGCUAUAAGCGCAUGGUAUGAGGGACAAACCACUUAUUAUUAUUACACAGAUUUUGCAAAGUUAGAGCAUGCCACUUCAGCAGGGUACUAUUUUGCUUGUUUGAAAUAUCGUUGCGCUCCGGAUGACCCCCGUAAUGAAAGCAUUGGUAACACGGCAUUAUAUUUUGACAUUGAAAUACCAGACAAAGUUCUAGUCGACGUGAAAGGUGAUGGCAGUCUGAUAGAAUAUAGUGUCGAUUGCAGCAUAGGAAAUUGUGCCGGACCGUUCUGUAAGACCAGAUAUGAAUAUAACGAAGAGAAAAACUUCAUAGAUGCAUCACGUUGGGUGGAAAAUGAUAAAAAUAUGCCAGGCAGUUUCUUCAUGCCAGCAGACGAAACAUGCAGUACCAGUACUGACCAUACAAACUUCGCUCAUACUAUAAGAUGCCAUUUUGAAACACCUGGUAAUUAGAAACUCAGAAUCUAAACCUAUUUGUGAAUAGUUCUGUUGAAGAAUUAUAUAGCAUUUGAUAUAAAAUGCAUAAUGUGAAAUGUAUGUGUAUAUCUAACAUUUUAUAAAAUGAACAUUUAGACGAGACGAAAAAAAUCAAGGCUGAAACUGCAACUAAAUAUUUUUAGAUACACGUGAAAUGUCGAUUUUCUUCAUCAUUUACAAAAAAGAAGGAGCUACUUGUUUUCGUUUCCUUGAUAAGUUGCAAAGUGUUAUUUGCCAUUAAGUUUAAUUAAAUAGCGAAUUCCAGGUAGUUCUGAACGUUCGGAUCAUUUCUACAUUGUAAAAUUUGAUUAAACAUUUUUUUUUCAGAAAUUUAGGAUAUACUUGUAAGUAAAUGCAAGAAACAAU
Mercenaria mercenaria is the source of this 2595-nucleotide messenger RNA. RefSeq lists its product as uncharacterized. The coding region runs from base 28 to 2205 and encodes 725 amino acids. The record is from RefSeq and is a predicted model, not a curated record. NCBI's taxonomy places the organism in Eukaryota, Metazoa, Mollusca, Bivalvia, Venerida, Veneridae. The transcript has 3 exons.